Molecule: messenger RNA, 771 nt
Organism: Hordeum vulgare subsp. vulgare (domesticated barley)
Lineage: Eukaryota; Viridiplantae; Streptophyta; Magnoliopsida; Poales; Poaceae
Product: cysteine-rich and transmembrane domain-containing protein WIH2-like
Exons: 2
Coding region: 190-564 (124 amino acids)
Source: RefSeq, a predicted model, not a curated record
ACCGAGUAAAUGAGUGCCAGCUUUGGAUUGCGCGUCCGAACAAUCCUAAUUAAUCCCGCAGCACUCCACUGGCAGCAUAUGCCUCGCGGCACAGAGGAGAUUAUAUAAAGCGCGGGGCUCCGGCAGAAGAACACACAUCUCACAAAGCUCGGAUCGAUCACCUCCACUUGUGUGCUCGUGGGUGAAGUCAUGAGCUACCCGCCGCCGGGCACCGCGUACCCUCCGCCGGCCCAGCAGCAGCAGGCGUACCCGCCGCCGGGCAACGGUUACGGCUACCCUCCUCCGGGCCAGGAGCAGCAGCAGCAGCAGCAGGCGUACCCUCCGCCGGCGUACGGCGCGCCGCCGCCCGUCGCCGCCGACUACUACCAGCCCAAGGACGGCGGCGCGUACCCGCAGCAGCAGCCGGCGUACGGCGCGCCGCCGCCGCCCGUCGCCGCCAGCUACUACCCGCCGCAGCAGCAGGCCCCGCCGCCGCCGGAGUCGCAGAGCCGCGGCAGCGACGGCUUCUGGAAAGGAUGCUGCGCCGCAAUCUGCUGCUGCUGCCUGCUCGACAUGUGCCUCUGAUCGCUCCUCACAGGAUGAUCCGCAUACACCUGCUCGCCACCAUCGGACCGUCGUUUCCUCGGCACGUCUCGGAUCUGGCUUAAUUCCGUAUCGCCGUGUGGCUCAGUUACCAGUCAGUCGACUUGCUUUGUUGUUGCUUGUUUAUUAGCAGAGACCUCCCUUCUGUAAUUUGUUGGGCGUGAAUUGGAUAUGCGCGAGUUAUUUCCA